CCUACGGCCGUAGAAGACUUAUCUCCGGGCUCGGAGGCUGUCUUCUGUAGAUUGGGAUUUACGAGCUUGACUGCUGCUUGGUUACACAAGUCUAUGGACUCCAAGGUGUGCUACUGAGUUAGAAAGAAAUCUGGGAUCUGUCACGCUGUGGAAGAAAGAAACCCUAUAGCACCAGCAAAACAAGCCCAAACCUUCCUACCUCCCUGCAACCAACUUUACCCCCCCACCUACUGACUGUGAGCAUUUCUCCUCCCUUCAUUCUCCUUCCUUUGGAGGCUGUAGGAUGAGGCAUUUCCCUCUGUCUGUCUCAGGGUAAAAGGAUACCCUAGGGGCAGCAACACACAUCUGGCAGGGAUUGAAAGGUUUAAAUCCAGCCUCCACGGCAAUCAACAAUGGCCAAUGAACCAGUGAUUCUGAAUGUGUAUGAUAUGUACUGGAUAAAUGAAUACACCUCUACCUUGGGCAUUGGUGUCUUCCAUUCUGGUAUUGAGAUCUACGGCAGAGAGUUUGCCUAUGGAGGGCAUCCCUACCCUUUCAGUGGGAUUUUCGAGAUCACACCUGGCAGUGCGGUAGAGCUUGGCGAGACCUUUAAAUUCAAAGAAUCCAUUGCACUGGGUACCACAGACUUCACAGAAGAGGAUGUGGAUAAAAUUAUGGAAGAGCUGGGCAAAGAAUACAAAGGCAAUGCAUACCACCUGAUGCACAAGAACUGUAACCAUUUCUCUGCUGCUUUGGCUGAGAUGUUGCCCUGGUGGCUGGGCUGCAGGCUGGGAGGACCCCAUCUGGUUACCUGGACUGAAGGAGCUGCAGCCACCUGCCCUGCUGGCCGAAGCCUUGAUUCUACAGAGAAGACGGAAGGGAAGGCAUAAUGCUGCAUUUCCUGGCAGCUUUCUUGGAGAUUGAAUAAGUGAACAUGAAUGACCAGGGUUCUUCUGCUGUGGAUUUCUUGAGAAAUGCUUCAUCAUUAGGGAAUUUUAGGAUACUUGAGAAGUAAAGAACUGCCUGAUAAAUGUAAGCCUCUGCCUAUUAAGUGGUGCAGACUGUCCUCCGUUCUGAAUGAAGUUCUGCUGUAAUGCAGUGCAGAACUUCCUAGUGAGCAGUGGGCAGUCAUGAAGGGAGGAACUAGAAGCACUUCCUGAGCACACGUCCCGCUUCAAUUUCAGGCACUGAUACACAACACUGGAUACCAUUUUGUGGUUUUCCUUCAACAUCACUGUCAGUGUGGGAAGAUGAGGGAGCUUAACCUAAUUAGUGAAAGUCUUGUUAGUGUUGUCUCAGCCUCUCUGACUGCUACAUGGUCUUGUGGUACCUGUUUUUAUAAAACCACUUAAGCAAACUAGCUGUGGAUUACAGUAAAGAGGUUCAUCAAACUGGGAUUAGGAAUUUGUCUACAAGGAGCUGGUUCAUUCCAUGCUGCUUGUGUUGACAGUGACCAAAAUCAAGUAGUAUCAGCAUCAUGCUAUCUGAGAAACUCAUCAGAAGGAUGGGGUAUCUUGGGGGGCUUAUGCCUGCAAUUUCUCCAAAGGAAAAUCAGUUGGACCACCAGUAGCAGAGCCCAUGCUUCCUGCAAUGUUCUGAGUUUCAGUGCCUUGCUGUUUGUUGGUAUUGUGGGUGCUUCAGGGAGGGGUUGCUGCAGGCACAUAGCAAAGACUUUAGCAUCCUGAUAAUGUUGUGUGUGUGUGGAUUAAGUCAGGACAACUUCAAUAUUGGGUGAAGUCCUUCUGUUUGAUCAUCUGUUGUCAGUCACUGUGUUCCUGACAAUCCCAACUAUACAUACAAACGGCCCUCCAAGGAAUAGCAAAAUAUUUAUGUUCUUUAUGAGUUGCCCUGGCUGACAAAAGGGGUUAUUUAAACUCUUACAAAUGGAAAAAAAAUAAAAAUUGGCUAUUAAAUGUUAAAAAAAACCCUUUAAAAUAAAAAAGACAAAAAUAAUUAGAUCUUUCCAUAAUACGAUUUAUUGAAUUUCCUGGUUUUCAGAACAAGGACAUGAUAUAGCAAAAGGAUAGAAAUUGUAAAUUACUGUAAAGCAAACUUAAAGGAAGAAGAAUACAUCUGUGCUUUCAGCAAAAGCCAGUUAAAGUAAUUGCUGGCUGUAAGCUCCACUGUAAGAAUCCACGGGUUUGAGGUCCCAGCCAUACCACUGCUGUGCAGAAGCACUUCUUACUGCAUCCUGGGGAAACAAGGAAGUACUCUAUGAACAGUGUGCUUGGGCUGCUGAGAAAGAGGUGCAAUUAUGCUAGCACCAAGCCUAUUCUUUGAGUAUAUAUAAGGCUAGGUGCAUACAGAUAUAGGGAACUGUGAAACUGCUGUCAGAGAGCUCUCUUCAGUGCAAGAACGUGGUUUGUGAUUACUCCGCAACUCUUCAGUACAAUUUAGACUUGUGGAAGGCAAAUGCAACAGCUUAUACCUCCAGACAUAUGUAGAAAGGUUGAUUGCCAGUAAAUAAACUGGGGGCAAAUAAGCAGAAGCCCUAUUCAUUUGUAGGCACAUGGUGAGUGCACAGUGCCUGAGGACAGCUGCCUGAGAACACAGCAGUAACUGGAGGACCGGAGAGGGGAUGAGUGCUUUCUCCUUCCAGGUUCUUCAGUCUGGUGAUAUUCCUCAGUACUGAGAGUAAGGACAUUGUAUCACUGCAAGUUAAAGAUUCUGAAAAGGCUUCUGCUGCUUAACCCAUUCACAAACAAGAUGACUCAUUUGACUUCCCACCAGCAAUUUCCCGUGCUUCUGAAGCUUCCUGUCUUAGAUAAGCUAUGGAGCUCUGUUCUUACCAGAGUGACAACAGUUGGUACAGCAUGUCUCAGAAAAGGGCAAACCAACAUGGGAAGGGAGAAAAACACCUUUGAAUCAGUACCAGAACUGGAAGAUAAGUGGAAUGACUCAAGGAAACCUCUCCUCCUCUCUUCAUCAGUAUUAUUACUGCCAAGAAACUGGAACAGUUGCUAUUUAAAUAAAUUGUUUAGCACCUUGCUAUAGGCCACAUGACAAAAAAUUAUCAGAGAAGCGAGGCUUUUGUGAGCAUCAGGGAAAACAACCCCUUUUAUUCCCCAGGAACCAAUGGUGGGACAGCAAUAAAGUCUGUGAGUCUUCUGAGCCCUUUUGGCAAGAUCUGAAGUUGAUGCUUAUCAAAAGAAAUGAAUUGAGAGACACUGAUCUGAUUGACCUUAAAGAUUGUUGAUGUUGAAACUUUACCUGAGGGCAGCAGAGACAGAAAGUUUUAUUCUUUUAUCAUGUCUUCUCUCACUCUUCUUGAAAGAGGAAUCAUUUCUUGUGACUUAUAUGUGUACAGAACAAGUCAAAACACUGUAUUCUGUAGCAGAUUCCUGGCCUGAAAUUAUUUAUCUGUCUUGCAACUGCUCUAAAGUUAUUAUUAUUAUUAUUAUUAUUAUUAUUAUUUGAAACAAACAAAAACUUAGGAGAAGGUUGAGUCUGUUAGUAGGACAGUAGGACCAGUUUGGAUUUCUAAGAGCAUUUUCAGAGAAUCAUAAACAUGGGAUAAAUUUGGCUCAGAAAUACUUGAAUGGACUGGUAUGAAUUCCGCUGGAAUCAACAUAUUCAGAAUUUGGCUGCAUGUCUUGAGAGCUGGUGAAGCAGAGUUAAGCAUCUGAGAGUGGUCAGGCUCUGGUACAGGCUGCCCACGUAAGUGGUGGAGUUGCUGUCCCUGCAAGGUGUUCAAGAAAUGUGUAGAUGCAAUACAAGAGUGUAGUUUAGUGGGGAACAUCAGUGGUAGGUGGUUGGACUAGAUGGUCUUAGAAGUCUUUCCCAAUCUUUAAUGAUUCUAUGAUUUCAUGAUCUCUAUUUGCUUCCUAAAUUAUGACCCAGAGAAAGGUAUUAAAACUGACCAGAACCAACACUGAAGUUAGCAUGCAAGGCUAACUUCUAUAUGUGAUCAUCCUUCAGAAGGCUCUUUAGGGUCAGAUUGAUACCUCUUUAUCUACCUUCCUCUUGUACUCACUGAUCCUUUUCACCCCUUUACUCCUUUAAAUACCAAUGAAUCUAUUUUGUUAUUGAUCAGUAUUUCAUCAUCCAUAGAAAACAUAUUCCAAAAGGAGAAGAGAGAGGCCUGAUUCAGAAUGAGCAUAUUUGUGGUUUUAGAAGUCUGAAUCUUACUGAUGCAGCACUGUGAAGUUCCCCUGGGAGUUAAAUAGCACCCUCCCUCCUGAAGUUCAGCAGGACUCUCAGUUCUGUUGACAAGGAUGUUCUCCAAAUGAUAACGCUCUGAAGGUUAACUGAUGAAGUCUGCAUGAUGAAUUCUGCAAGUGAGGAUUCAUGCAGGCAUCUGGCCUCCUACUGUUGGUUGCUGACACUACAGUAUGAGUCUUAAAUCUCCAUGUUAGGUUGGAUGGACAUGCUUGGUAAAGCCACACAAACUGAAUCUCCCUGUGGAGGCUGUGGAGUUGUAUUGAAGGGACAAAUGACGGUGGCCAGAAAAUACUCCUUUCUCUCUGUCUAGUCGCUUGCCCUUUUUCAGCUAAGGCAGAACUGACAGCAUAUAACAAACUUGCAUCAGAAUCAUGCUUCCCUUAAAGUAGUUUGACUUCCUGGAAAUUUGCUGAGAAAAGCAAGUUUGCUGAGUCAAGGACCAAAUGAGGGCAACUUGUUAGUCACAAUGAAUAAUUCAACCCCAAAGCUUUCCAGGUUCAUCCCCAGACACACAUGAGCUCUUGUAAAGUUAUUAAAACUAGAAAGCUUUCCUUAGCCUGAAAACCCAGAGAGAAGGGAUUAAAGAUCAGAGAAGGGAACUUCAGGGGGCAUGUGUGUCACAGUCAAGAGAAGCUUUUAUAAACCAUUCUGCAGCAGGUCCUAAGGAGACAAGUAAUACCCAUUUCUUUUCCUUAGUCAACAGUUGCUAAAAAGUAGACUCUGUUGUGAGGAGGAGAUGUGUGUUUUGUUGUGCAAAAGCAUACAUGCUAGUCUGUUAUUGGCAGAGGACAGAGCACUGCAGACAGGCAGGAAAGGGGGACAGAAAUGAACAAACCAACAAACCAUAAGCAAUGACAGGGUAUGAAAAAGCAUGAGUAAGCCUUGUUUUCCAGCCACCUGAGCCAGUCCUCACACAAGCUGAUGAAAAGAUGUGCUUUAUUUUAGUAGCCUUGUAGCUAGUUUUAAAAUAACAGGAUGUGUCUUGUUUUCUGUUUUUAAAACACCACAUACAUCUAGAAGAAUGUUACUAAUAACAUCCUGCACUCAUAAAUUAUCCUCACGAUUUCAGAUGGAUGUCAUUUUUCUCUCAAUACUGCUUGUAAAUAUGCAUGAAUUUGACUAUAUGCUGUUAGUGAACUGCUACACUGCAUUCCAGAUGUGCUACUGCAUUCUGUAGUGACAGAGUGAGAUUUCUAAGGGUAGUUUGUGUAUCGGUUGAAAUUUAUGAAGUAUUUGGGGAGUCCUUGGAAUGAAGGGUACAGUAAAAGUCCAUCAUUUUUCCAUCAUUAGCCUUUCUAGUCUUGUUAUCCUGAAUGAGUGCUCUAUCCCAAUGAAAGUGAUUAACAGAAUAAAUCCAAACAUGCACCUUCCAGGUCUCUUGGUAAUUCCUUUUCCUCCAUCUACCUACUUGUGCAGGGGAAUAGUAUGAGAUGACAAAUAAUUUGAAACAGAAAUCAAACUCUCAAAAUGUCAAGUUCCUAGGACAUCAUUUCAAUUUUUUGAAAAUGGUCUGAUUGUACUCUAUGAGCCUCUGCAUUAUUUCAGGUUUUCUCUUUAAAGUGAUCUAUCUGGCCGAAAAUAUUAAAUGUGAAGAUAUUUUAAGAGUGAGUUUGGAGAGAAAAAUGGAAAAAAAACCGAACAGGCCACCACUGCCACCAACAAAGAAAACCAACACAGCAAAACAUUUUAAGGUCCUGGAACUGGUAUAAAUGUGGAUAUUUUGCACCAUCUAUUUUGCCUUGUUGUUUUAUUUUUGCAGCUGUCUUUCCAAACCAAAAGCUCUGUGGCCUUUUUGUUAUAAUUAAGCAUAACAGCUUGGAGGUAAGCUAAUUCAUACCCUCUGGGGAGUUCAUCUUAUCAUGGAGCCUUUGAGCUGACUGUGCGUAAGAAUGCUAAGAAUACGUUUCCUUUUCACAAAUGAAGAUGGCAAGGAAAAACCGUGUCCUUUUCACCAGUGCCUGAAGUGUAAAUGAACUGUCUAAGUGUGUUGAUAGACUUUUGAAACUGGAAGCUUUUGCUUAGGAGUCCUGCCAACACUGCCAGACAAAGUCUUCUCCUGUUCCUAUGGCUUUCAGUAUUCUCUGUACUCAUUGCAUCGCCAUCUUCAGUAACCUGCUGCUGUGCAGUGUUAAGAAAGAAGGCUUCAGACUGAGAUGGAAACACAGGAUUUUCUUGGUUACCUAUUCAGGAAAAAGGAUGCUGUUAAUGUCCAUUAAUCCAUAGAUGUGGAUUGGCCUGGACAUGUUCAACUCACACUUCGUGUGUGUGUGUACAUAUAUAUUUAUGUAUGCCAUAACAUAUGGAUGAUCAUGCUGGGCAACAGCUGUUCUCAGCCACUGGUCUUGAAACAGCACCUCCUCGGGUACCACUAAAACCCUUUGCAUUCUGUAAGACAUGUCAAGGGGAAUACUGUACAGUAGCUCAAUGGAUAUGUGCCCUGUGUGGAUGCUACCUCAUUUUCAGCAAGGCUGCUAAAGUAGAAGUGGCAGUGCGUGGCUUAGCAGAUGUUCAGUGCUGAACUCUCAGGCUUAGCCUGAUGAUAAGAAUUGAAAGAAUUAGCAUGCGUUGUUUGAAGAAUGUAAUGUUGUCUCUGGACAUCUUGAUUUUCACAGAUUGGGGCACUACAUGGUUACUUUUGGGAGCGCUCACUUAAAAAAUAAGUCCUUGACUUAUGCCACGGGUGUCCAAUGUUUUGGCUUGCAGGAAUUGUCUUGAGAUGCAUAUCAA
Meleagris gallopavo (turkey) is the source of this 6867-nucleotide messenger RNA. NCBI's taxonomy places the organism in Eukaryota, Metazoa, Chordata, Aves, Galliformes, Phasianidae. The record is from RefSeq and is a predicted model, not a curated record.